Molecule: messenger RNA, 348 nt
Organism: Paraglomus brasilianum
Lineage: Eukaryota; Fungi; Glomeromycota; Glomeromycetes; Paraglomerales; Paraglomeraceae
Source: the annotation of a GenBank genome assembly
CAAAUGAAGCAAAGAAAACCCACCGAAUCCGGACUGUCAAGAGGAAUGGGAGAGUUACUAUACCCUCUGGAAAAAAUUGACAACAGAAUAUAUGAUCAACUAAUGACGCCCUUUGAAUUAGACGAACUCAUUAACACAAUUAAUGAACAACCAACGCACAAACCGCCAGGGCCCACAGUCGACUCUGAUGCCAAUUUCAUAGCUUACAUCGAUCCUAGAACACGCUCAUACAAACAAAAGAGAACUCUGGCUGCUCUUGCAAGACAUGUCGAAGGCCUUCAACUCAGUACAUGUACCAACCUUACUAGAGGCCUUAAAGAGAAUCAGAAUUCCAACUUCCUUCAUUAA